This is a messenger RNA of Urocitellus parryii (Arctic ground squirrel), 1054 nucleotides long. Lineage: Eukaryota; Metazoa; Chordata; Mammalia; Rodentia; Sciuridae. The record is from RefSeq and is a predicted model, not a curated record.
AGCAAGACGAGUUUGAAGGCGAGGACCGGUGCGAGUUAGGCAGCCCCUGAGGCUCUGCUCGCCCACCGUCCAUCCCUUCCUCUCUUCUCUCCCAGCUUCUCUCUCUGCCCUCAUCUUUCCCCCGGAAACCCCCGAUUUUGCCAAAGGAAGGAGGUAAGGGGAACCCACGCCCCUCCCCCUCCGACAAAAUAAAAUAAAACUUUUCCAGUYGGAGAAAUCAGGAGAACGAGUCGCUCGGCUGGCCAUGGAGCUGCUGUGCUGCGAGGUGGACCCUGUCCGCAGGGCCGUGCCGGACCGCAACCUGCUGGACGACCGCGYCCUGCAGAAUUUGCUCACCAUCGAGGAGCGCUACCUUCCUCAGUGCUCUYACUUCAAGUGCGUGCAGAAGGAUAUCCAGCCAUACAUGCGCAGGAUGGUGGCUACCUGGAUGCUGGAGGUUUGUGAGGAACAGAAGUGUGAAGAGGAAGUCUUCCCUCUGGCCAUGAAUUACCUGGACCGUUUCUUGGCUGGGGUUCCGACUCCGAAGACCCAUCUGCAGCUCCUGGGUGCUGUCUGCAUGUUUCUGGCCUCCAAGCUCAAAGAAACCAUCCCGCUGACCGCGGAAAAGUUGUGCAUUUACACCGACAACUCCAUCAAGCCCCAGGAGCUGCUGGAGUGGGAAUUGGUGGUGUUGGGCAAAUUGAAGUGGAACCUGGCYGCUGUCACCCCUCAUGACUUCAUCGAGCACAUCCUACGCAAGCUGCCCCAGCAGAGGGAGAAGWUGUCUCUGAUCCGCAAACAUGCCCAGACUUUCAUCGCUCUGUGUGCCACCGACUUUAAGUUCGCCAUGUAUCCGCCAUCGAUGAUCGCAACUGGAAGUGUGGGAGCAGCCAUCUGUGGACUCCAGCAGGAUGAGGAAGUGAGCUCUCUGACUUGUGAUGCCCUGACUGAGCUGCUGGCCAAGAUCACCAACACAGAUGUGGAUUGUCUCAAGGCCUGCCAGGAGCAGAUCGAGGCUGUGCUGCUCAACAGCCUGCAACAGGUCCGUCAGGAACAGCGUGAUGGAUCUAAGACG